CGCACAUGGGCGCACGCUGAAUAGCGAGCAUGUACUGAAGUGUAAAUAACUCCUCAAUAUUAUUUCCACUUUUGCCCGGUUUCCCCGUCGGUCCCGUCGGACAGCAUGGCCUCAGAGGAGGACGACGUGCUGCUGUUUUUAAUCUACCAGCACCUGAAGGUGAACGGCUACCAGAAAGCUGCUAUGGUGCUGGAAAAGCACGUUAGCCAGGUGGAGACACCGGUGGAGAGCUCCAACCUACAUGAUAUCUACACAGGCUGGAUGAAACUGUGUUCUCUAGCCCAACAUGCCAAGCAGGAGACGGAAGAGUCCAGCAACUCAAAGAAAAGCAUCAAAGUUGAACCUGCCGCCAGCGAAGAAGAGGAGGCUGCUGACACCAGGCUCUCCAGUGUCACAGGAGGAGAUGAUGUGGACUCCAAGCCUCCACAUGAGCCCAGGGCCGGUGCUGUUGAGCCACUGAAAGCAGAGAGCAUUUCCGAGAGUGUCUCCGAGCAGCUGCUGGCUGCUGAUAGUAAACCCCAAACAACAAACUCUGACAGCGAGAGCACCGACUUCUCUGACAGCGACGUGGAAGAAGAAAAGAUAAAAGCGGAAGAAACAAAAACAGAGCAAGAGUCGGCUCCUACUGAAGUGUCUGCUGAGGCGUCCAAUGAGGCAGAAAGCCUGAGCUCUGCCUCUUCAGACUCUGUGGAAAUAAUUGCACUCGGCCAGGGCAACACCAGCCCGGUGCACCCCGGACAACCUGCGCCCGAUCAGACCGAGGACCAACCACAGGCCCCCGAUCCACCCGAGGCCUCCAUCUCAGGAAGUGACAAUGAAGAGGGCAACGACGAGCUGAAGCAGGAGCCACAAGCUGUCACAAACAGCUCAGAGGUCAUAGAUGAAGCUUCUGUGUCACAGCAGACGGAUGCUGAUCAAGUACAGGCUGCCAUUUUUCCCACUCAGGAAGCUGGUAAAGCCGAGUCUCCAGAAGGCGAAGAAGCCACAGCAGGAGAGAUCUCUGCUGACCUCCUGCAGAUGCCCAGCCUAGUUGAGCCCACUGCGUCAGACCUGACAGCUCAGGAAACCAAUCACCAGCUGGAAGACAGUCAAGCCCCGCCUUCUGCAGACCCUGAUGGUGAAUCUGAAAAUCCAAACGAGGAGGACGAUGAGAACACUGAUGAGACGAAAUCUGAGAUGUCAGAGGGCAGAGACCUCACACUGGAGCAGGAGGAAGAGACAGAGAUGUCAAAAAUCCCAGUGGACCACGAGGUCAAUGGUGACCUCUCAGUCGCUCAAAUUGAAAAGGAAGCCACGUUGGUUUCAGAAGGGCGAUCGGACGCAGAUGCCUCCAUCAUCCUCAACAUUACAGUUAAAGAUGAUGAAGCAGCUGAGCGAGAGACCAGCCAGCUGCCCCCUGAGGAGACUGCUGCGUCCUGUAAAGACUCCAGCACUUCCAAGAAAAAGAAAAGGAAGCGCAAACAGGAUGUUGAGACGCCAACAGCAGACACAUUGAUCACAGACACACCCAGCAGCAGCAAUGCAUCCAGCGCAGAUCCACUCAGUGAGACUCCUCUUUCUAGGAAGUCUGCCAAAAAGAAAAAGAGAGAUAAAAAGAGACAAGAGGAGGUGGUGGAGGAUGAGGAGGCUCAGAAGAAUGGGGAUGAGGUGUCUCAGGUAGCUCCACCAGAGGAAAAAAAGAAGGCUAAGAAGAGGAAAAGGGAGAGAGAUGAAGCAGAAGAGAAGGAAGAGGACACUCACGCUGUCACACCCUCAGAAAACAAAAUGAAAAAGAAGAAGAAGAAGAAGAGGGCUAAAGAUGUGGAAGAGGAGGAGAGUGAGGCAGGAAGAGUGGUAGAGGAGGCGGCUGAGAAUCCUGUGGGUCCGGAAGAGACAACAGAGGAGAAAAAGAAGAAAAAGAAAAAGAGGAAAAUGGAAGGAGGUCAGGAAAAAGAGGAGGUGCAGUCUGAAAAACAACCAGCAGGGGGCAACAAUAGCACAGAAGAGAAAAUGGAAGGCACAGAGGUAAAGUCUCCUCUGCUUCCCUCAGCCAAAAAGAAAAGACGUCUCAGGAAGAAGCUGAGCCUAAAGAGGAGAUUAAAACUGCAGAAGAAGGAGAAGAUCGCGAUGAGGCUGAUGAAGCGCAACAAGUUACCUGCAGAACAGAACCACACGAGAAGAAAGAAACAAAAACGGAUACAAGAGGAAACAGAAGAGGCGCUUCAUCUAGAGCCAACCAAAAGACCCCAAGUUGAUCCUAUCCAGGAGGACGAAACACCAAAGAAGAAGAAAAAGAUGAAAAUACAUCCUGAGCAAGAAGAAAAUUCAUCAAAGGAAAAUCAACCUCCCAAGACAAAGAAAGAGAAGAAGAGACUGUUGCAGGCUGAGGAUCAGAGCAGUGUGGUGAAUGACCAGAGUGCUGCGAUGCUGGAAGCCGAUGCGGCCGUGCUUUCAAACGGUGGGAAGAAGAAAAAGAAAAAGAAGGCAGAUAAAGGCGAGGAAGCUGCAGAAGAUUCAGCUCCCAUCACCGAGAGCGUAGAUGGACCUGCUAAGAAAACAAAGACGAGCAGACUAAAGGAGAAAAGUGAGGCAGAGGCGGCUGCAGACACACACACUCCUUCAGCGGUUCCUCGGAAAAAGAAAAAGUCCUCCAAAAAGAAGAGAAACUGAUUUGAAUUUGAACUCUUCAGAGACCUUCUUCAUGGGUCGUCUCACCUGUGAAUUCUGCAGCGGAGUCAUAAAGUUGUUUAGAAACAUUACUGAUAGUAGUUAAAGGAAAAUUCUCAUUUUAAACAAAUAAAAAAAACAAACUUAAUUCAUGUUCCUCUGUACAGCAGGCGUGGCAUCAUUGUCUGCUCAGUUCAUUUGUCUUCUGAUUUACUGAAGAUUAAUUAUGGACCUUUUCUCCUGAUUAUUCUGUCUGAGAUUAAUUUUUCCAGUUACUCAGCCCCUCUUUUGUUCCUGAACUGUGACUUUAACACAUUACACCCCUAAAUAAAUCCCCUUUAUUUAGCACAUUCAGCUUUUAAGCUUUGUUGGAGGCAGAUCUGCUCUGGCAGGAAAACAGAAAAAGAAGUGCAGAAAAAUUAUGACUUUAUUAUGCGAUUCGUUCAGCUCAGCCUUUUUAACUGGAAGCUUUUCCCAUUAAAGUCUCAUUAAGGAAAUUAUUCAAAUGAGCUGCAUGAAAUAAUUCAUACAAGUGAAACAUAAAUUUGUAUUUAAAUCAAAGAAACAGAUUUUAUUAACAGGAUUGCUAUUAAUUUUUUUAUUUUUUUUUUAUCAGUUUAUCUGUUUAAUCACUGGGUGUACAGUGCCUGUAGGUUAUUCAGCUUGCAGUGACGAUGGGAUCUGAGGAUGUUUGGAGGCUGGAAGAUGAUAAUAAGUAUUGACUGAGACGCGGUUUCCGCUCCAGAGCAGCUCCGUCUUUAGGAAGUGUUUCAAAGCUGUAAUCUGCAUCUCCUCACAAGCGAUAAAAACUUAUGAAGGGGAACUUUCACAGUCAUUUGUCUUCCUACGGUCAGAGGCGCUCACUAAAGCUCCACUGCUGGCAGACGCCACAUCUCUCAGCUAAAGUUACAAAUGAGCUUUAAGGGAAAAACCGAAGGAGAUGGGUUGUUUGUGUCAGUAAUCUGUUAAUCAACUGAUUAGUAAACCAGCAUUUGUGUUUGUUUGAGGUAGAAAAUGUAGUUUUGUUGUGAUCUUGCUGAUGUGUGUUUACCUUUUUUUUCUGUCAGUUAAAGCUCUUUUUUUUCUUAUCAAACUUUAUAGACUAUCAGCUAUGCAUCCUGCUGCUGCUCUCUGAAGACCCUUUGUCCAACUUUAGCUGCUUAAAUUUGCUGUUCCUAAAGAUCAGCACGUUUUGAUGACCUUCGUUAAAUAGCUUUAAUUCUGCAUUUCUUUGUUUUUCUUUUCACGCUGUUACACGUGCUGUGUUCGUGUCAUAUUGGAGUCAAGUUUCAAGUUGAAAGUCAACCUGAGAAGCUGAUCUAACUUGGCAAUAAAUGAUAAAGCAAACAACGUCACAUGAGCCGAUUGUUUUUGGAGGUAAUUAAACUCAAACGUAACGCUGUUUGUAGUGCGGAUGCUGUCAAAGCUCAGCAGUCCGUAAACACGGGAAUCAUUUCCAGCUCUGCAGCCAUCCCAACGUGGACGACAGAGUAAAAACUGUAAGGGGACAAAAAUCUCUCAUCACUGAAUUAUGCAGAUUUGAAGCUCAGGGAUUAAAACUUUACUUGAAAUGCAUUUUAAAAGGUAAAACUUGAAUAUCAAAUUUAUUUUUAGGAAUCACGCAGUGACUAAUACAGUAACAUCAUCAUUAUAUUUUAUGCCAUUAUUCAAAUUUGAAUCUAUAACCGUAUAGAAGGUAAUUUGAUAUACCUUAAAAAGCAGUGCAGUGAUGUGUUCUUAUAAGAUCAAGAGCCAAACAGUUCAUUAAACCUGCUGCAAGUUUCACAUAAUUAGAAAUGAUAAGUAAUCUACUGCUGAUGCUGCACUUAAUGAUUAGUUACUAAGUAAAAUCUGCCCUCAUCCUUUUCUCUGUGUCUUGCUACUUAAAACACUUUGAAACUUUGGUUUUUAUUUUGUCUCAGCGAGCAGAGGCAGUUUGGAGCCAUUACUGACAUUGAUUCGGAAAACUCUGAGGAGAAAUCGGGUUUUCCACACUCGGCGUCUGUGUUUACUCACGGCUGGUGUCGCCGUCUCUGUCUCACACAAACAGAGCUUCUUUUUUUUUUUUUUUUCUUCUCUGAAACAGAAAUCUAACAAGCCAAUGCGCAGGGCAGUUUGAACUGUUUGCAAACACAACAAACCAGAGUUCAAAUGUAGUUCUGAAAUGAAACAAAGUAGGAUUCAUUUUACAAUAUUCCUCGGAAACUUUCCUCAUAAUCUCCUAAAUAUUUGUUGCUGUUUAACUUUAAAUUACAGGCAUUUUUUAAAAUUUGAUUUAUCAACUCAUAAGAAAUCAACUACUAGAGUAUAGUAUAGUGAAAUGGGACUUUCACAAUGAUUGAAAAAUGGCUUAUAAACUGAUAAAUGUCCAUUUGAAUUUCUCAAGCUUAUUUUUUUUGAUGGAAGACACUGAGUCGCAUUAUUCUACAUUCCCAGUCUGCGUGACUAUACUGUAAAUCUGUGAAUUCAGAAGAUUAAGAAGUGGAUCUAUAAUGUUUGGCUUGGACUCUACCAGAGUAACUUUACUUAAUUUAAUGGUUCAAAAUAAUCCUGCAGCCCCUCAUCCACUCCAAACUGCUUUAGUUCCUCUUAUGUUCUUCUGACUGGCUGCCCCUCACAGAAAAAGGGUUUGAAUAACACAGCUAAUAAGGAAAAGUAAUUAAGGAACUCUUAAAAAUGUGCAGGCUGUCUUCUUGGAGGUUAUUUUAAUUUACAGCUGGUGUCGGUAUUGUAAAUUGUUCUCAGAUUAUGAAACGGUACAAAGUUAUUUUCAUGUUUUGUCCUGUAACUGUUGGUUCUUUCAUUAAAACAUUUUCUCUCAGAAA
This is a messenger RNA of Archocentrus centrarchus (flier cichlid), 5471 nucleotides long. Its product is annotated as treacle protein-like. The record is from RefSeq and is a predicted model, not a curated record. The transcript has 15 exons. The coding region runs from base 106 to 2649 and encodes 847 amino acids. Gene Ontology annotation, molecular function: protein binding. Lineage: Eukaryota; Metazoa; Chordata; Actinopteri; Cichliformes; Cichlidae.